CUCCGCUCUGACUGUUUACAAUUCCCCGACGAAACAUGGCCGUCGGCUGUUGACUAACUCCUUGUUGAUGUUUCCUUUAAGAUUAAUUGUGAAGUAUUUUGAUUGAUUUUUUGCAAAGUUAGAAAUAACGGCGACAAGUUCACUCGUCUCUCUUCUCUCUGUUAAAAAAGACCUCUGCAUUUCAGCCUUUUAUUACAUUGGUUCUGAAGGCUAGCAUUCGUGCUAACUUUUCCCAUAGGUAACAAUGACAGCGACUUCAGCGGGCGGCAGCACCUGUCUCACCACCAAAGGACUGGACAUCAGUCUGGCCGCUCUGCGCAGACAAGACCCCUACAUCAACAACAUUGUAGACGUGGCCAGCCAAGUCGCUUUGUAUACUUUUAACAACAGGACGAAUGAGUGGGAAAAGACAGAGGUGGAGGGGACUCUGUUUGUCUAUACAAGACUGGCAUCUCCGAGGCAUGGCUUCACCAUCAUGAACAGGUUGAGUAUGGAGAACCUGACAGAACCAAUCACAAAGGAGCUGGACUUCCAGCUCCAAGACCCAUUCCUCCUCUACCGCAAUGCACGCUUUGUCAUCCAUGGGAUCUGGUUCUACGAUAAACAAGACUGCCAGCGCAUUGCCCAGCGGAUGAAAACUCUGACCCAGCAGGAGCAGGCCCUGGCCCAGUCCCAGUCCCAGGGGGGGGGCCCUCUGCCCCCAGGGGGAGGCGUCGCAGCAGGGGGGGGAGGAGGAGGAGGAGAGGUGGGAGGAGGUGUGGAAGGCCAUCCUGUUGACAUUCUGCAGAUGCUGGCCAAAGCACGCAACGAGUACGACAAGGGAGGACAGUCUAGUUCAGAGCCUAAGGAGAUUGGAGGCAGUAGCAUGCUAUUUGGGAACCCCCACCUCAUCAAACCAAUUCCAGUUAAAACCUAUCACUCAGGACGGGGACCCUGGGGAGCCCCGGUCCUCUCUCUGUCCACCCUGUGUCGGCUCCCAGCCCCCCCACCCGUCGCCCUCGGCCAUCACGGGGGCCCCUCUCCCCCCGGCCCCCCCCCAGUUGGCUCCGCCCCCGCGUCCGCCGCCGUCCCACCCUCGGGUUCCGCAAGAGACCGGGGGGCCGGCCGGCGUGGCGCGCUCCUCUCCUACGACGACCCCGUGGGGGCCCCCAAAGCCGUGCGGGCCCAGCCGCGGCCGCCCCCAGCGCUCUCCCCCUGAAAGGCCCCGAUGAUGGGGGACGGCGGGGCCCUCCUCGGGAGAGCGCCCAACGCUGCGGUGAGGGGCCCCGUCGCGGUGGGGCCCCCCGGGUCUCCCUACUCUGCGUACGUGGUCGCCGGGGCCCAGGGCCGCCACACCGGGCCCCUCCAGCCCCAUCUGCCCCCCCAGCCUCAGCAGCCCCCCCAGCAGGGCCAGGGGCAGCUCUGCCCCGCCAUCCAGAAGCUGAUCCAGGGGCCUCGGGGCCAAGGAGGACCCCCGCCGCCGCCGGGGCCCCGCCUCGCUGCACACCGUGUCGGAGUCCCCCGAGAACCGGCUGUGUGACAACGGGCUGACGCUGGAGCAGCAGCAGCACCACCAACACCAGCUCCACCACCAGCACCUCCAGCACCAGCAGCACCUCCAGCACCAGCAGCACCUCCACCAGCACCCAUCACCUCCACCAACAGCACCAGCACCAACCACCACAACCGCUCCAGCACCAGCCGCAGUAUCACAGAGUCCACAGCAGACCACAUCCAGAGACUCUUCCAAGCACAGGCCCAAGCCCAAGCCCAAGCCCUGGUCCAGGCCCAGGCCCAGGCCCAGGCCCAGGCCCAGGCCCAGGCCCAGGCCCUGGCCCAGGCCCAGGCACAGGCCCAAGCCCUGGUCCAGGCCCAGGUCCCUGUCUCUACCGCCCCCUGCUGCUCCAACCCCCCUCCCCCCCUCAUCCCCUCCAUGCAACACCCGAUGCAACCAAUCACAGCGGAGUCUGUCUCCUAUCCCACCCCCAGCACAACCAGCAUGUCUACUUUCACCCGUGCAAAGCCCCUCUCCGACAACCGCGGCGCCCCCAGCAGCCAGCAGGCUCCAGGGACGUCCUCCACCAUGCCAGGCGUGGCCCCCCAUGAGCUGCUCCAGAAGCUCCAGCUGGUGCACCAGGAACAGGGCCAGACCCCCCAUGAGGCCCGCGCCACGGCCCAGGGUUCGCCCCUCGAUUCCAGGGUCCCGCUCCAACUCAAGACCCAGGCUCCGCCCUGGGCCCUGGCGAUAAGGAGGCCAUGCGAUUCCCGGAUCAUUAUUGUCGCCUCCCCCCAGCGCAUCCCGGCCACCGUGGCCCCCACGCUGCUCCUCUCGCCCAGCGUCUUCUCCCAGGCCAAGGCGGCGGGGCCCCCCCAGGACGGCGGCCCCGCCCCGGGCCCCCCCGCCCCGCGCCCCCCCGCCCCGGAGGAGGCCCCGGUGCUGUCCAGGGGCCAGCUGCAGGACACCCUGCUGCACCUCAUACGGACGGACAGCUCCUUCAUCGAUUGCAUCUACAAGGCGUACAUCGGCGGCCUGGCUAGAGACAGCCAGUUCUGAGGCCCCCCCUCCUUAAGAAGCCACCCUAUCAACCACUGCCUCUAACCACUGUUACGCCAGCGCCACCUACCUAUGCAACCGCCUCUCUUGGUCAACACACACGCACGCACACACACACACACACACACACACACACACACACACACACACACACACACACCCCUGCACGGCUUCAGUUCAAUGCUCUGUGGGACUUAUCUACCUAUAGGCCAUAUUGGCUCUAAACACUAGCUAGUGUUUAAAGCCAAGAAGCAAUGUGGCGGAUAGCGGUGAAUAAGGCGCAUGGGAUUAGUUAUGGUUCCAAGUUGGCAUCGCUCAUGUAUCAGAGAGUGAACGGAGGGCACACUUCCCACUGUGUUUAGGAGAGGAAACCGUUGUCUUAAUAUCUGAAUGUAGCAGAAUCGUUUUCAAUAUUAAUGGUCUCAUUCCAUCCAUGCCGUCUUUUACCCGCUAUUCCGUCUGAUGGCUAAGAAGCAAUAAAAUAAACAGACUUUUAUACAUUUGAGUACAUGCACGGAUGUGAACUGGAAUGUCACGUCAUUCCAGUUUCAUUCCGGUCAUUUUAUAGAUAGUUUUUAUCCAUUUAAUGUUUUCAAAAGAUAUUCAGAGUUCACUUUUUAUUCGUUCUUCAUUUGGGUGUAUCAAAAAAUAUAAAAAUUCUGCCCCGGUUAUUAGUAAAUAUAACUGUUUUUUACAAACGAGUAACGGUAAAGUAAAAGUUAGCGGAAAGCUAAAGUAGCAGCGAUUAAUAUUGAGCAACAUUUUGAACAUUUCAGAGACCAUGUAGCCAGGUAAUAUGUUCCAUCGUUAAAAUAAUGUUAUUUGUUUAAAAUGGAAAAGGAAAUUAUUCUUCAUUUGUUAUUAAGUAUUCAAAUUUGUUGAAGAAAAUGUAUAGAAGCCAGAAGAAUUGCACUAGGCUGUUUAUGCACUGCUGGCUCAUCGGAUAGAGCUAGCGGCGUAGCUAGCAUGCUUUUACUGAUCGGACAAUCCAAUCAAUUAUUGGGGCUUUCGUCUAAGAGAGGUAGGGGGAUUUGACUAUUGCAACACAGAUGGUACUUUUGGCAUUAACACCAAGCAGUGUUAUAUGUAGGCAAGUUUCCCCCCUCAUGAUGUGGUCGAACUGGUGGUUUCAGACAUGGGAGAAGGCAGUAUAACUGAAGUUGUUUGGGUGUUUUCCUGCUUCAGUCAAUAAAGAGGUCUCAGCCAUACAUGUUGCCAUUCGGAGGAACAAAUACUUGAAUCCCGCCACAUGGAAAUACCAAUAUUUUUCAUACGUGUCACUUAUAUCAAUGGUCAUGUCAUAUGUUGGUGAGAUAUCACGUUGAAGAAGAAAACAAAAAAGUGUAAUAAAAAUAACCUUAUUGGGUUCUCGUAGUGAGCAAAGGGAAUCUGAUAGCCAGCCUACAGCGGUUCAACUGAGCAAAAAUAUCUUGAGAGAUUUUCCAUUUUUUUUUACUCAUUCUUAAAACUGUAGGCUAUUCUCCUACAGACAUACCUCCAGCAUGUAGUGUUUUAAAACAUUUUAAUGUGUACGUUCUGGUUUAACAAAGGCCACACUAAUUUGCAUACGAAAGGUCUUUGAAAAACUUUUCAAAUCACCAAUUUUGAUAUAUCGAAUGUAGAAAAUACUUUUCAGGUUUUAGAAAUUCUCAUUAUUUUCAAAGACAUUGUAAACCCAGGGAAUGCGAGCACACAGAUCUCAUUUAAUACCUUUCUGUCAUAAAACUCCUGUCUGUAAAUAACCACAUACAAAUUGGAUAUAAACGAUUUUCAACUCC
Gadus morhua (Atlantic cod) is the source of this 4311-nucleotide messenger RNA. Its product is annotated as mRNA-decapping enzyme 1B-like. Gene Ontology annotation, molecular function: enzyme activator activity; mRNA binding. Gene Ontology annotation, biological process: deadenylation-dependent decapping of nuclear-transcribed mRNA; positive regulation of catalytic activity; deadenylation-independent decapping of nuclear-transcribed mRNA. Gene Ontology annotation, cellular component: P-body. Lineage: Eukaryota; Metazoa; Chordata; Actinopteri; Gadiformes; Gadidae. The record is from RefSeq and is a predicted model, not a curated record.